Rodentolepis nana is the source of this 2160-nucleotide messenger RNA. The record is from the annotation of a GenBank genome assembly. NCBI's taxonomy places the organism in Eukaryota, Metazoa, Platyhelminthes, Cestoda, Cyclophyllidea, Hymenolepididae.
AUGCUAAUUGAAUGUUUCCGCAGAAGAGAUAUUGAUGACCUGGCAUUAGCUGUCCACUACUGCCAUAUUGGUCAGUGUAAAAUAUCAAUCAGAAUAGAAUGUGACAGAGUAGCAACACCUCCAGUAAAAAGACGAGAGGAGGAAUCGAGCUUGAUUCUUCUAAGCACAAAUCAAUUACGUUUAACUCCUACAAUGGCUGAAUGUAGUCUAACAUGUGGAUUACGAGUGGCUAGUACUUAUGGAAUUGAAAAUCUUCAUCAGCAAUGUAUUCAGUAUUUAAAGGCGAAUUUGAACAUAGACAGCUGUUGGGACCACUGGAAAUCCAUCAUCACCUCUUCUAAACAGCCCACAACUAGAAUUAUACAUCAGGUUGAUAAGACAGCUGGGGAAAUAUUGUUAGACUUUAUGCAGGAGAAAUUCCGCAAGUUUACGAGCGAAAUUUUCUUGCAGGAACUGAAACAUUUCAGUUGUGCCGAAUUAGAACUCAUUCUAGCAUCUAAUAAACUGAAUGUCCGCUCGGAAAUCGAAGUCAUAAAGAUUAUUGAAACGUGGAUCCAGGCUCAACAGUCCAACAACAAUCCUGAUGUGGGAAAAUUCUUGUCACGAGUAGUUCCUCGUUUAAUUCAAAGCUGUGUCCGUUUUGAACUAUUAGAAAUACGAGAAAUCGAUCGUCUUUUGCAACUCCCAGGAAUGCAGACAAAGAGUGAUGAAUCUAGAAGUCAGUGUGUCUUCAGACUGAAUCAUCAGAAGCGAAAAUUAAUCCGAGAAACUAGGAAUCUUCGCUCCCUAUCCAAUCAAUCAGGACAGAAUGAACGUAAUCCGCCUAAGGAUAGCUAUAGAAUACCUCAUGAGGCCAUAGUCGUAUUUGGUGGUUGGGAGGGUGACCAACCGUCAAGACGAGUCAGAGUAUUGGAUACUCGUCAAAAGGUGUGGAAAACCUACGACACAGACUCUCGACCAAACCUCCUUUUGCCCCAUCCCCUCAUGAGUUUUGCCAUUGCAAAUAUCAAGAAUGAAGUGAUAUACAUAGCAGGCGGGGAGAGUAGGGGUGGACAAGCAACGCAAGAAGUUCUUCGAUAUGAAAUCAAAUCUACCAAAAGUGGAUGGAAAGGCUGUGCUCCAAUGCACGACAUUCGAAGAGACUUUGUCCUAGUGAACUAUCGCAACAAGACUCUCUACUCAAUAGGAGGAGACAAUAACCGAGAAGUGCUAGACAGUGUAGAAGCACUACCUUUGGAAAAUGGAAACUCUACAGGAUGGUUAGAAGUUGCGAGUAUGAUCAUUCCUAGAGCAGCUGCAGCUGGUGACGUUGUAGGUCCGUUGAUCUACGUCUGCGGAGGUUAUACGGAGAGUAGAAUGGAAUCCCUGACAAAUAGCUGUGAAAGUUACAACCCAGACACAAAUCAAUGGACCCUUAUCCAGCCAAUGUCACAACCUCGAUACUUUGCCAGCGCCGUAGCUUUCCAGAAUCACUUAUUUGUCUUAGGUGGAGGUGGAGAUUCAAAUGCUAGAGCUUCUACCAGCUUUAUGACAAUGGGAUAUGGUAGUACCGUGGAGAGAUUGACUCCAGGAGAUGGUACAUGGGAGCUUAUGCCACCAAUUUCAGAAAGAGCUGACUUUGCAACUUGUAUUCUGGAAGAUGAAAUCUACUGUAUUGGUGGUGGAGGGGAGACUUUCUGUACAGGAAGUGUGGAAUCUUGGAAGCCCUGGGUUGGAAGCAUACGCCGGAUUGAGGGACAAGAACACCAUCAGCAGAUUGAUGAAGAAAUCUCUGUAAGAAGUAACACUAGUUCACCAAUCUGGAUGGCCCUAGCUGACACCGAAGAUGAAACAGAUUCAAGGAGUCAAAUUACAGCUAAUUCAGAAAGAGGUGAACACCUAGAAGGCUGGCAUAAGGGAGUCCAGCUGCCACAAUCUCUAUGGGGUCAUAGAGCCGUUACAAUAAGUGGAGUUGACAAGGUGAUACAUUUGCUAGGGAUAAAAGUGAACCAAAGGUCAAAAACUCCUUUUAGAGCUCCUGAUAGAAUUGCAAGUCAACAAUGGCGAAUCAAGAAAAUCGGUGAUGGUAAAGUUCUCAGUGUAAUGAACACAACCAAACCGACAUCGAAAAUCGAUGAUGAAGCAGAGGAUGUGACAACGGAGUCGGGAGAAGUUCACUAA